Molecule: messenger RNA, 1014 nt
Organism: Lithohypha guttulata
Lineage: Eukaryota; Fungi; Ascomycota; Eurotiomycetes; Chaetothyriales; Trichomeriaceae
Exons: 1
Coding region: 1-1014 (337 amino acids)
Source: RefSeq, a predicted model, not a curated record
AUGCCUGGAGUGAUACAGUUCCUGAACGGUCAAUUCUCAACACCACCGACCCCCAAUGUCGAUCUGACAGGCCGCACCAUAUUAGUGACCGGGGCAAACUCUGGCCUCGGCCUAGAUGCCGCUAAACUUCUCCUGAGACUGAAUUGCAGCACUAUCGUCCUAGCCUGUCGAAGUAUCGCGAAGGGCGAGAGAGCCAAGCAAGAGAUUCUCUCUACAUCCAGAUUGGACAAUGACAAACCCACCAUCGUCGUUUUCGAGCUUGACCUCUGCUCUUUCAUCAGCGUCGCCGCAUUUGCAGACAGGUGUCAGAACCUGCCCCGCCUUGACGCCGCCAUCUUGAACGCUGGCGUUGAUCUUACUGAAUUCUCCCUAACCGAAGGCUACGAAACCACCAUAACCGUCAACGUCAUCUCCACAUUCUUCCUCGCCACACUCCUGGUACCGGUUCUUCGCUUGUCUGCACAGAAAUACAAGAUAACACCCCACAUUGCUGUUGUCGGGUCAGCAGUGCACUUCUGGGCCGAUCCGAAAGAACUCACCACUCCGCCGACUGGCGAGAUUCUGUCCUCUAUCUCCGAUCCAGAAAAAACAAAUAUGAAAUCCCGCUACAACCUGUCUAAACUCCCCGUGAUGCUCCUCGUCCGUCAUCUCUCUUCUCUACUUUCUGCAUCCGCUCAAGCAGACCCGAUAACCAAAAGCCUCGUGGUCAUCAACAACGUAGCGCCAGGCCUCUGCGUGACGAACCUGUUUCGCGAACAAACUCGUCUCGCGGACGCGCCAUUGAGAGUGGCCUUGAAAGUGAUGGGUCGCUCGAGUGAAGAGGGUGCGAGGACGCUAGUGCACGGAGCCACGGCGGGACGGGAGACAGGUGGUGCCUAUUUAAGUGAGUGUGUGGUGAAAAAUGCGAGUGAGUUUGUGAGGAGUGAGGAGGGAGCGGUCACAGCGAACAGAAUUUGGGAGGAACUCAGAAGUAUCUAUGAGGUUCUUAGACCGGGGUGUACGGCUGUGCUUUGA